AUGGGAGAGCCUCAGUUGGAGGUUGCCAAACAUAUCAAGUAUUGGCAAAGAUGUUUUAAAUCUCUAUUACCUACUGCUUAUACCAGCACCGAUUCCACGCGCAUGACUCUUGGCUUCUUCAUACUUUCCGCUCUCGAUUUACUUAAUGUUGGCGCAUCUACAUUUCCAGAGUCGCAACGCAGGUCUAUACGAGCUGGGAUUCUAAGGUGUCAACAUCCUUUUGGAGGCUUUUGUGGUUCUACUAAUCAUAGGUUUCCCGAUAUUUAUUAUGCGGAUGUAGGGCAUGGGAAAAGGGAUGUUGAUCCUGCGAAUUUAGCUGCGACAUUUUUUGCCAUUUUGAGUCUAGGUUUUGUGGGUGGAUUAGUGGAUGUGAAGAGAAGAGAGUGUUUGCGAUGGAUGAAAAGGCUGCAGCGGGAAGAUGGAAGUUUUGGCGAAUUUGUUACGGAAGAUGGGAAAAUACAAGGUGGGAGAGAUAUGAGGUACUGCUAUGUGGCUACAGCAAUUCGAUGGAUAUUGACCGAAGAUGCGCAUGAGGAGAUGGGAGAUGAUGAUAUUGAUGUGGAAAAAUUGGUGGAGCAUUUAAGAGCUGGGCAGACAUAUGAUGGGGGGAUCUCAGAGAGUGCUCAGCAUGAGGCACAUGCUGGGUAUACCUAUUGUGCCAUAGCAUCUUUAUCUCUCCUCGAUCGGCUGCCGAAAUGCCCCUCCUCGCAAUCUACCGACUUGUCAAAUUCAAACCCCACUUUACCCGGUCUCACGAACCUGCCGGAGACUAUUAGAUGGCUAGCAUUAAGGCAGACAUCUUAUGAUGGAGAAAAGAAAGGAGAUAAAAAUAAUCACAAAGAAGCGGCAUCGGACCAUUAUUUUGUACCGGAAGUUGACUCUACAUUCGUUGGCUUCAAUGGGCGGUGCAAUAAGAAGGUUGAUACUUGUUAUUGUUUUUGGGUUGGAGCUUCUCUAAACAUGCUUGGGCACCGCGACGUUAUCAACAGAGAUGGAUCUCGAAGGUUUCUAUUCGAGAAAACACAACAUAUGAUUGGUGGAUUUGGGAAAACACCAGGGGAUAUACCAGACAUCUAUCACUCGUAUCUAGGUCUUGCUGCUCUAGCAGUGCUAAAGGAACCUGGGAUUAAAGAACUCGACUCCGCCUUGUGUAUCAGUAUGGAUGCCAAAAAGAACAUAGAAGAGCUAAGAAAAGCUGCAUUAGUCCCUCAGAAGACAUACUGGGUGCAUGGAUACAGUUUCAAAGUAAGGGAAGACAGCCCCGAAUUUGGAGAAAAGAUGGCGAUGAAUGAGGGACCGCCAAAAAGUCUAAUAGAUGCUUUUGAAGGAGUUAAGAUAGCGGUAUAA
Messenger RNA from Sclerotinia sclerotiorum 1980 UF-70, 1347 nucleotides. RefSeq lists its product as hypothetical. The transcript has a single exon. The record is from RefSeq and is a predicted model, not a curated record. Gene Ontology annotation, cellular component: CAAX-protein geranylgeranyltransferase complex. NCBI's taxonomy places the organism in Eukaryota, Fungi, Ascomycota, Leotiomycetes, Helotiales, Sclerotiniaceae. The coding region runs from base 1 to 1347 and encodes 448 amino acids. Gene Ontology annotation, biological process: protein geranylgeranylation. Gene Ontology annotation, molecular function: CAAX-protein geranylgeranyltransferase activity.